Messenger RNA from Syzygium oleosum, 1236 nucleotides. RefSeq names its product rac-like GTP-binding protein ARAC7. Bases 244 to 873 code for a protein of 209 amino acids. Gene Ontology annotation, molecular function: GTP binding; GTPase activity; protein kinase binding. Gene Ontology annotation, cellular component: cell cortex; cell projection; cytoskeleton. Gene Ontology annotation, biological process: establishment or maintenance of cell polarity; small GTPase-mediated signal transduction; regulation of actin cytoskeleton organization. Lineage: Eukaryota; Viridiplantae; Streptophyta; Magnoliopsida; Myrtales; Myrtaceae. The transcript is spliced from 8 exons. The record is from RefSeq and is a predicted model, not a curated record.
GAACAUCUUGCUUGUCUCAUUCCUCGUCAAAUAGUUAAUACGGGCAGAACGCUCUGUAGCACUGUAGCUGGCUCUUUUCUCUUACCUCCUCAUCUUCCACCUCUUUUGUUCCCUCUUUCUCUCUGUCUUGUCUUCUUCGUCGGCUGGAUUUGGGACCUCCUUCAAAGUGUCCCUCCUGUUUUGGCUGUAGCUUUGGAGAGCUUCUCGUGCGGCUUUGCUGGGGUUUUCUUGUGGGGAAGAAAGAUGAGCGCCUCCAAGUUCAUCAAGUGCGUCACGGUUGGAGAUGGAGCUGUGGGCAAGACUUGCAUGCUCAUUUGCUACACCAGCAACAAGUUCCCUACCGAUUACAUACCCACAGUGUUUGAUAACUUCAGUGCAAAUGUGGCUGUGGAUGGGAACAUUGUUAACUUGGGAUUAUGGGAUACUGCAGGUCAGGAAGAUUAUAGCAGGUUGAGGCCAUUGAGCUACAGAGGAGCAGAUGUCUUCGUGUUGGCUUUUUCACUAAUUAGUAGAGCAAGCUAUGAAAAUGUUCUAAAGAAGUGGAUGCCUGAAUUAAGAAGAUUUGCACCAAAUGUUCCGGUUGUUCUUGUCGGAACAAAACUUGAUCUUCGCGAUGACAGAGGAUACGUAGCUGAUAACAUGGGAUACAAUUUUAUUACAACUGCUCAGGGUGAAGAGCUCAGGAAGCAAAUUGGUGCCGCAGCUUAUAUUGAGUGCAGCUCUAAGACUCAACAGAAUGUCAAAGCCAUCUUCGACACUGCAAUCAAGGUGGUGCUUCAGCCUCCUCGGAAGAAGGAAAUGACUAGAACUAAAAGCCACAGGAGGUCGAGCUCUGUGAUAGCGAGUUUUAUGUGCGGAGGCUGUGUCGCUUAAUGCAUAUCUAAUAGGAGAUCGACAUCCUACAAAUGCUUUUUUGGGGACUGCCGAGGAGCUCCGAUUCUUAGAGGUUCAACCUAAGCAUAAUUUAAGUAUAUGCGCUGACUGUGUUUCUUUGUAGCUGCACAUCCUUUGCCGUAGGCCUCAGCUCGAAAUGUCAAUCUAUUAUUACCUUAUUUGAAUCUUGGAGGUUACUGUUGAUUCUUCAUGUGUCUUAGGUUCCAACUGCUGUUCCUAAUGUAAUCUCUAUUAGCAAAGUGUCGAAAAUGUAUCCCGAAAUUCUGAUUGACCGAUAACAUUCGAUCUCUCCAUUGUUUUGGUUCUUCCAAUUUUAUCAGUGUCAACAUAUAUUUUGCGCUU